This is a messenger RNA of Elgaria multicarinata webbii, 10080 nucleotides long. It is a transcript of the gene BAZ2A, whose product is annotated as bromodomain adjacent to zinc finger domain 2A. Gene Ontology annotation, cellular component: rDNA heterochromatin. Gene Ontology annotation, molecular function: DNA binding; protein binding. The transcript has 29 exons. The coding region runs from base 213 to 5525 and encodes 1770 amino acids. NCBI's taxonomy places the organism in Eukaryota, Metazoa, Chordata, Lepidosauria, Squamata, Anguidae. The record is from RefSeq and is a predicted model, not a curated record.
CAGCAGCAGCAGCAGCCCGAGCCUGGUGACAUCAGCGCGCGAGGGCUUCAACAGCCACCUGCUCCCAGGCGGAGAGACACAGAGGAAGGGAGAGAAACUGCUGGGACACCCCCACCCCGCGCCACGCACACACACACACACACACACACCAGGAUCCUCCUCUUCCUCCUUCCACCCCUCCAUCCCUCGGAGAAGACUCCCCCCGACCAGAAAUGGAAGCAAACAACCAUUUUAACUUCACUGGCCUUCCGUCUUCACCUGCUGCCUCAGGACUGAAACCUGCGCCUUCCUCAGGGGACAAUGUCUACACAAAUGGAUCUCCCAUGAACUUCCCCCAACAAGGGAAAAGUUUGAAUGGAGACAUGAAUGUCAAUGGCUUAUCUACUGUAUCUCAUGCUAGUACUUCAGGGACCCGCUCCUCAACCAACUCCCAACUCCACCACCCCUAUGACUAUCUCUGGAACUACUCUCAAUACCCAUCUGGCAAUGGCAACAACCUCAAGGACGGUCCACUGUUUUCACAGUAUCCAGUGAAUGGUACUGUUGGGGGCAAUCGGCAAGCCUCACCAGGGCAUACCACCAAUUUGAGGGGAGGUGGUGGGCAAGAAUUCUGGGCUAAUGGCACCCCAGGGGCCAUGGGACUAAACUUUGACUCGACAGAGCUCUACGAUUCAUUUCCUGAUGAUCAGAAUUUUGAACUCCUACAAAAUGGCCCAUCCAGCUUCUACACAUCAUCUCAGCCUUCCCCGAUGCUUGGUUCAAGCAGCCAGGACUUCUCUCCACAGCAAGAUGAGCCAGGCAAUGAAGAGACUGUGAAAGAAACUUCAUCUACAGUCUCGGAAAAUGGCACAAGGUUGUUGGGCAGCAUGGAACUGGAGAGCACACAGCCAGAGUUGAAAAUGUGUGGCUACAAUGGUUCAUCUCCGGUUGGUGAGCCUCUCAGCCAGGAAGCUUCUGUCUUGGAGCCUGAUGCUGGAGGAACUUGUAUAGAAGAUGCUUCUCGGAUCCCUCCUCCUCUGGAGGACUCCUUGGAGCCUUUUGAGUCACUGGACAGAGACCCAGGGACAGGAGAUCUCUAUGAGAUGGAUACAUCUGAGCUGGUGAGCGGCAAGUCCCCUCUGGAAGAACCUCCUGACAUCUCUGCCCUGGAUUGCCCUGGCACCCCGUCUCUCAACCCCUCUGACUCUUUCAGCUUAUUGGCAGAUGACAGUCAGCCUGACACCUCACUUUUUGGAAGUGCCAAUUUGCCACCUGUUCUUGGAGAGUCUGUUUUGCAAGACAGCAGCCUGGAGCUGGCAGCUGUGAGCGAAGUGGGGCAAGAGGGCACAGAGUUCCUGGGUUCACAAGCACCACUUGAACCAGAAGCUGCAGAUGCCCCCAUUAAAGAGGUAGCCAAGAGCAGCUGCCUGGAAGAUCUUGCAUCCAUGAUAGAUCAGAACAGCAAAGAGGUCUCAGCGCUUAGCGUGUCAGCUAAAAGUGAUGUUCCAAGAAGGCGAAUAGCCACAGUGGAAGAGGUGCGCUACCCCUUAAAGCACGGAUGGCGAAGGGAGGUGCGCAUCAAGAAGGGCAGCAGCCGCUGGCAAGGAGAGACCUGGUACUAUGGACCCUGUGGCAAGAGGAUGAAGCAAUUUCCAGAGGUGAUAAAGUACCUGAGCCGAAAUAUUGUGCAGAACGUCCGCCGUGAACACUUCAGCUUCAGUCCCCGAAUGCCAGUAGGAGAUUUCUUUGAAGAGCAGGAUUCACCUGAGGGCCUGCACUGGGUCAAGUUGACGCAUGAGGAAAUCCCCUCACGUAUCCAGGCCAUCACAGGCAAGCGCGGCCGACCCCGCAAUACUGAGAAAGCCAAGGCUAAGGAAAUGCCCAAGGUGAAACGUGGCCGGGGCCGACCUCCCAAAGUGAAAGUGCCUGACCUGCUGAGCAAGACAGAUGCCCGGGUUCUGAGAAGACUGGAAGCGCAAGAUGUGCUCAGCGAUGAAGAUAAACUGAAGAUGAACAAGAUCAAAAAGAAGAUGAGGCAGAAGGUACAAAAUAAGCAGAAACAGGAAGCCAAGGCACAGAAGCAGGAAGCCAAGGUACAGAAGACGAAGGAGGUCAAGAGUAAGGAAGUCAAAAAGAAGCCUAAGCCCCAGAUAAAGAAGGAGAAAAUCAAGCCAGAAAAGAUUAAAGCAGAGAAGCUGAAGGAAAAAGUGAAGAUGAAAGAAAAGGUGAAGCCCAAGGAAAAGAAGGUAGUAGCAUCAGCAAAGGUGCCUCGGAAGGUAGAUAAGGUCCUUGCACAGCGGCGGCAGGAAGAACGGCAGAGGCAGCAAAUGAUCCUGGAGGAGAUGAAGAAGCCCACUGAGGACAUGUGUCUAGGGGAUCACCAGCCUCUGCCGGAGUUUUCUCGCAUCCCAGGAUUGGUUUUGCCUAGUCAUGCCUUUUCAGACUGCUUAGCCAUUGUGGAAUUCCUGCAUAACUAUGGCAAGGUGCUGGGCUUUGAUGUAGCCAAGGAGGUUCCCAGUCUGAGUACCCUGCAAGAGGGCCUCUUCAAUGUAGGCGAUAGUUUGGGGGAAGUAUUGGACCUCCUAGUAAAGCUGGUGAAGGCUGCACUAUACGACCCUGGCCUGCCAUACUGUCAGUCACUGAAGAUCCUUGGUGAGAAACUGUCUGAGAUUAGCCUGAACCGUGACACUGUGUCUGAAGUCCUUCGCUGCUUCCUCAUAGCCUAUGGGGCAGAUGAGAAUCUGUGUGACAGCUUGCGCACUAAACCCUUCCAAGCACUGUCCCCAGACAGGAAGGCUGCUGUCCUGGCUUUCCUGGUCAAUGAACUCAACAGUAGCGCCCUUAUCAUCAAUGAAAUUGACAAGACUCUAGAGAACAUGUCUAACCACAGGAGAAAUAAAUGGAUAAUUGAAGGAAAGUUGCGCAGAUUAAAGAUUGCCCUAGCCAAGAAGACUGGACGUCCCGAGUCAGAAAUCACUGGCUUGGAGGAAGGGCGAUGGCGACGGAGCUCACGCAUCAAUGAAGAGAACGAAGAUGUGGAAAUGGAGGAGGAAGAGAGAGGCAGAGCAUACAGGACCCGAAAAGACAACGAAAAUGACACUCCAGUUUCCAGUGUGCCUGAGCUGGAGAGGCAAAUUGAAAAGCUUUCCAAGCGCCAGAUGUUCUUCCGCAAGAAGUUGCUCCAUGCUUCCCAGUUGUUACGAGCUUCAUCACUGGGGCAGGAUCGAUAUCGACGCCGGUAUUGGGUCCUGCCCCAUCUAGGUGGGAUCUUCGUAGAAGGCUGUGAGGUCUCAACAGUAGCUUUCCCUGAGGUGCCCAAGAACACACUGGAAAAGGAAGCGGCUCUGAAGGAGGAGGAGCGUGAGGCAUCACCCAUCAAAAAGGAGACCACCGACACGCCACCAGUGACAGAUUACACGAAUUGCACAACUUCUCGGUCAUGGAACCGGCCAUGGAGGGAUAGCGUGGGGCUCCUGCAGCCAGAGUCGUUGGAGUCCAAGUUGCCAGAGGCCACGUUCACGCCUGUCAAUGGAUUUCUAGAAGACACUGAGCCCCUGGGCCAGUCCCAGCAUGACCUCAGCCAGUCAGCCUUCCUGUCCUGGCUCAGCCAGACACAGCAGGCGUCUUCGCUGCUGAACAGUUCUGUGCUUACCCCGGACAGCAGCCCUGGCAAAGGGGACUCCGUGGCCCCGGAUGAGCUGCCAGACUCUGCUGCGGAGGAUGAAAGUGUCCCAGGAACGCAGGUCGCCUGGUUCAACCUGCUGCCCAGGGGACCCUGCAACGACGUCCCACUUGCUACCUCUGUUGAACAACCCUCUCUAAAAGCUGCCCCUCCACAUUGCAAACCCUCUACCAGGGACCAGUCAAAGGCCUCAGCUCGGCAGCUGAACGGCCUCUCCACCAUCAGCCCAGGAUUGCCACCACUGGCCUCCACUCCUCUCCAUUCCGGCUCCAGGAUCCACAGUACUUGCUCCAGAGCCAGAGACGUCACCAGUAAGACCCAGGAACCUCUAGGGCAGCCGAGACGCCGUGGGCGUCCCCCCACUAAACUCUUCAAGCAAAUUGAGCAGAAAUACUUGACACAGCUAACGGCACAGCCUAUACCUCCAGAGAUGCGGAGUGGAUGGUGGUGGCUGCAGGAUCCAGAAGAGCUGGAAGCUGUGGUGCAGGUACUGCAUCCGCGAGGGAUCCGGGAGAAAGCCCUGCAUAAGCACCUUAUCAAGCACAAGGAUUACCUACGGGAGGUGUGUGCCCGAGCUGCCAAUGAUCCCAUCUUCCAGACGCAUCCUGAGGGUGCCAGCCACCCUGUCUCUCAGGAAGCCUUGGCUCAGUGGUCGAUGGCGGAGCGGGCCUUUGAGACUGACCUGUCUGUGCUUCAGUGGGUGGAGGAGCUGGAACAGAGGGUCCUCAUGGCUGAUCUGCAGAUCCGGGGCUGGACAAGUGGAAAUCCUGAUUCUGUUCGAAAUGAUUUGCAGUACUGUGAGCAUGAGCUGGAGCUUCUGGAAGACAUCACCGUCAAAAACCGGCGUGAGGGACCAGCCUUGCAGCGCGAAGCCACCCAUCCUCUAGACCUAGCAGUGCUCCGCCUGGCAGACUUGGAGCAGAACCUGGAACGGAGAUACCUCAGAGAGCCCCUCUGGCCUCCGCAUGAGGUGGUGGUAGAAAAAGCUUUGCUGAGUAACCCCAGUACCUUGGAGCUGGGUACCACAGAAAUUGCAUACGAGAUCACGCCCCGGAUGCGGAUGUGGCGCCAGACCUUGGAAAGAUGCCACAGUGCGGCUCAAGUUUCCCUGUGCAUCUACCAGCUGGAGCGCUCUAUUGCCUGGGAGAAAUCAGUCGUCAGAGCGACUUGCCUAGUGUGCCGAAAAGGGGAUGAUGAUGAGAACCUGCUGCUAUGCGAUAGCUGCGAUCGUGGCUGCCACCUCUACUGCCACCGGCCCAAGAUGACCGAGGUGCCACCUGGGGACUGGUUCUGCUCCCUCUGCAUUGCUCAGAUGCAUGGAGAAUACCAGGAUGACUAUGGCUCUCCACGACGUUGCAAGAAGCGGAAAGGCGGUAGUUCUGGGGCUUUUUUUGGGAAGGAAGAGCUCAGCCCUCGAUCUCGGGCAGCAGCAUCCCAGCAGCGCAGUAACCUGACGAAUGUGCCGCCCCGAUACUCAGGCGAAGGCCUCUCUCCCUCCAAGCGAAGAAGAGUGUCCACACGAGGCCAGAGUGCCGACCUCACCUUCUGCGAGAUCAUCUUGAUGGAGAUGGAAUCACAUGAAGCUGCCUGGCCUUUCUUGGAACCAGUUAACCCCCGGUUAGUGCCUGGCUACCGAAAAAUCAUCAAAAAUCCCAUGGACUUUGCCACCAUGAGGGCGCGGCUGCUGCGUGGCGGGUACACAAGUUGUGAGGAGUUUGCUGCUGAUGCUGCCCUGGUGUUCGACAACUGCCGGACCUUUAAUGAGGAUGAGUCGGAGGUGGGCAAGGCGGGCUUGGCCAUGCGCCAGUUUUUUGAGAGCCGGUGGGAGGAAUUUUAUCAGGGAAAACACGAGACGAGCCCAUGAAGCUGGCGGAAUGGGGGAGAGGUGGAGAGGAGCCAAAGGGGGGAAGCCCCUCCCCUUCCACCCUGUGCUGCACACUGUCUCUUCUGGAGCUCAUCUUGCUACCUGCUGAUCAAUUCCCCGCCCCCUCACAAUGACUGGACUCGGACUGGCGUUUAAGAAUGGGGGCGACGUUAGUCACCGCCUGGAUCCUCAGAAGCCCUUUCCUCACCUCUUCGCUCCAAGCAACACAAACUCUCUGACUGUGUAAGCCAAAUAAUAAAAAAAAAGUUUCCUUUUUUCAAAUGGAAAAACAACCACCCACGACCCCACCUUAGCUGGGGCUAUUUAAUAAUAGCAAUAGUUCUUAGUGAAUGUGUAAGAACACUUUUUUCUGUGCAGUGUCAGUACCAUGCAUUAAUGGCCAGUAACGUGGACGUUAAGUUUUCCUCCUUUUUAGAGUCGCGUUGAAAUGUAUAAAAGCAGAUCACUCCCUGCCUCUGGGAAUGACGACCUUGAUGACACUGAAACAUGCUGCUUCUAUUCCCUCCACCCCCACCCCAUUUGGCCCUCCCAAUUCUGUCCCUCUCCGCCCUGCUUUACCCUUCUGAGCGGCCGCCGUAGCUGUGGCCACUUCCUUCCUCCAAGUUUUUAAUUUCCUUUCUGAAACCGCGAGUAUGGCUAAGAGUUGGUGUGUGAUUGGGGAAAGAGUGGGACGUUAGGAGACUGUCUGUGCGGGUGCAAAGUGCUCAUCCCUCUCAAAGAUCUCAUCCCUUGCAGCCCCGCGUCCUUUGUUCAGCCAAGAUGUACUACUUCAUUUGGGAGGUGAUCCUAACACAAGCCCUUUGUAUGAAAGGGGAUCUUAAGGUCCCAGGUUUGAUUAAUCUAGAUCAACAUCCCCAUUUGCGCACACCUACUCUGCGUUGGUUUAUUCCAAAUUUCGUUUCUAAGGGAGUUGGACAAAAUGGGAAUAAUCCAGAAUAAGUGCCCACAAAGGAGACAAUAUCAACCAAAUCCUACUUUCCUUUAGGCAUGCAAACCACAGUUAAACUGGAUUAAACUUCUCACCAUACCCACCCCAACCCCAGCUUCACAGGGAACUCUUCAGCAGGGGCAGCUCAUGAAUCCAUUCUGGUACCCUAAAGCAGACUUCUGGGAGAAUGCCGUUCAUUUUCCCUCUGGUUGUGGGUCACAUGCUGGAAUGUAUUACUAGGCUACAAGGGACCAAAGUACAGGAGCGUGAGGGAGUGGGGGAUGAGGAGACCUGCAUCUUAGGAGGGGCUGUAUUUUUUAUGCCCCUUCCAGCUCAUCCGGAGAUCAUAUAAUGGGAUCCUGGUCUUAUUAAGUGUCUCCCCCUUCUCUAGAUUCUGCCCCAGUGUUAUUCCUCAGGGAUGGCUAUUGUCUACAAAGCUUGAUCUGCACUCUGUGUGUAUGUGUGGUGGGGUUAUUUCCUGCUUUGGAACAUGACUCAAUUUAUCAUAGGUAUUUUUACUCCCUGAGAGAGUUGUGGGAUUAACUCCCAUUGGAAAGGAAGGAGCACAGCCGUUCUGUCCUUUCAUGCAAUGGUGGACAGUACAUGGCCAGCCCACUAUUUUGGUGGCCCCCCACUGCGUCCCACGCCACUGCCACCACUGAGUUUCCUGCAGCUGUGGCAAAGGUGGCACCAGUUAAGUAAGAAAACGAGGCGCGGGUAGAGCGGGUGCCUUGUUUCCUUCCAACACUAGUGCAACUUUGGCCCCCAACAUGGCAAAUUCAGCAAGGGUCAGGUGCAGCCCCCAGUGGGUUCGGAAGGAAUCGAUGCAGCCCCCUGGCCCCCCUAAGUUGCCAUCCCUGCUUUAAUGGUUAUCUGAAUGUCAAAUUUGUUGAAGGACAAGAUGAUUGAGAACUACCACUGUUUCAUUCUCCUCCAUAUUGGAUUCCUGUUUCCUGACCAUGUUUUAACCUGUAGGAUCCGAAGUACAGUUUCUUUUGGUUAUUAUGAUUGGGAUUCAGUCUAAGCACAGCUUUGGACAUUACAUCGCAAGUGAAGACAAAGUAGUAAUGAGUGUAUCUCACUCACAUUGGGAUAUGUGUCACUGUGAAGGAGAUGUGCAAGUUCCUUCUUAGUGUGGUUAUGCAGGGAGUAUGAAAAGAGGAAGCCAGAGCAGCCCUUGCUUAAACGGCUGACACCUUUACUUAAUGUCCACAGCUGUCCUCAGUUUAAAGUCUGGAGCUGUUUGUAGGUAUUUCCUUUAGCUUUUGCCCACAUUUUCUGUGUCUCAGAUUACACAUGCAUACAUACCCCAUGUGAACGCUGUUAAUAUUUUAGCCUACUCCUUUUUUUAAUGCAAUUCCAAGUAUGUUCAGAGGGGGAAGAAUAAGUGUGGUUUGUUUUGCCCACAAUGAUUUUCUCACGUAGGCAAGGGCAUUUAUUGCACCAUGGCACCAGUGCCAGAACCAUCUAAACCAGAAUUGGUUCUAAACCUGCAAGAAUAGAGCCGUGUGUGUGUGUAGGAGGCCCAACAGCAGCCACUGUUCAGAUGAGGCAUGGAUUACGCUAGCUUUGGGGAGUGACUGAACAGUGUGCACAAUCCACUGGGAGCAUCUCCUGAAAGCUCCAUAGAGAUGAAUGAAUGGAAACAUGCAAGUACGUCACUAUCUGGCCUGUGUAGGAGCUAUCUUAAGCAAGUCUGAUGCAAAUCAGAACUUUGCCCCCCUUUUUUUCAUAGCACACGGCUGCAGGUGUUUGCAUUUGGAUUUCUGGUGCCAGACACUUGGCAGAUUCAAAUAUUGUGCUUGAAGCCAGACAAUCCCCUGUUCAGUCACUCUCUCCACCAUUUGUCUCUUAGUGAAUAAAGCAAGGAAAGUAUAGAUGUCACAGCAAAGGUUUUCUAAAACAAAAACAAAAACCCAACAACAACUAGUCCUAAAAAGAAAAGCCCCUGAGGCAGCUAUUAACAAGCAUAAGAAAAAACUGUCCAUCUUUGUUGUUCACAGUGCAGUAUUUCCCUGUCAGUCAUCCCCUCAUGGUACAUGGGUGCCUACUUGAAGUUUGUACUCUUAAGUAAUAACAUGAUCUGGGAGUACCUGCCUCAUGUUGCUGAGUGAUGGUUUCUAGGGAGACUGCUGGCUAGGGAAACAUAUGUUCAAACCACACUAUGUUCAGGAUCAUGGGCUUUGAGGCCCCUCCUAUCCUAGACCACCCCAACUGCCUGCUGAGCUAGAAUGGGGGGCACUGCUGUUGCUGGCUUUCCUCCAGGCUCUGUGCCAGAAUGCUGUUCCAGCAUUCCUUAGGCUGGUGCAGGGACAAGGAGGCCCAUGGGACUGAUUGGAGGAAACAGCUUGGUUCUUUCACUUUUCUUCCACCACUUCGGGUGGAUCAGAGGGUUAAAAGCCACCCCCUGGAACCUUAACUCCCUUGCUGCUUUUCAUACCCAGCCUAGCUCCAUUGUAAUUACGGGUAUCACUUAGGGGCAGAAAAAUGGCUGGCAGGGUCCCAUCAGGAAAUGGCUUUCCUCCCUGAUAUCCCACCUGUGCUACAUCUGAGUGAGGGGUGUGUGUGUGUGUGUGUGCAUGUGUGUGCACGUGCGUGUGUGUGUUUCCCCCUACCCGCGUCGACCAAUCCAAUUGCAAGAGCACUGAUGUAAGUAAAACGUAACCACGGGUGAUGUAGCCUGGAGACCGAAACCUCCCUUACUGUGCUUCCUCCACCCCAAACUCACUCCUCCCCCCUCCCAUGGUUUUCAACAAAACGUAGCCUUUUUCUAUCAAAUAACCUCAAACUUUAUUUUAUUUUAAAUUUGGGGUUUUGUUUUUUUGUUUUUUUGCUUUUAAAAUAAAGAGAUAGAUUUGAAGUCUAUUUGAAACUGACUUUAUAUUAUGCAUAAAUAUUUAUAUUUUAUCUAAACUUGUGCUGUAACAACUUCUUUUGGGGUUUUUUUAAGUAAUGUUUUUUUUCCUGAUCUGUUGGGGAUUUUUUUUCUCAGUCAUGAGAAAGUUCUAGAGUUUUGAAAGUGUUAAUUGUUGGGUUUUUGUUUUGUUUUGCUAUAGAAAUGUUGACUUUUUAGAUUCAAACCCUCACACCUUAAAAGAAUGAAUCCAGGUUUGUCCUAAUAUUGAUCUUCAUUAGGGGAUAUGGUCUAUCAAUCAGUUUCUAAAUACCUUGUUGUUUUUGAAAGUUAUAUGGACUUUUUUUUUAACUAAAUUUGAGAAUCACAACUAGAAUUGGCCUUAUUAUUAUUUAACCACUGGCUUUUUCUUCCCCUUUCAUCUUGAUUUGAUAUCAGAAAGGAACCAACCAACCCAUCAUCCUGUGAGAUGCUCUGAACAGCAUGAAGGGGAGGGGAUCAAACUUUUUAUAUGAAUAACCAAAUGUGUUUGUUUUAGUGAAUUUUUGAUAAUGUACAGUUUUUUGUGAAUUUAAAUUGAUUUCUUUCUAUAUUUUUAGGACCAACCUCAUUUUUAAUAAGGUUUAAAAGGAAGAAAAAAAAUCUAGAAUUCCUGUUUGUUUCCUUGUGAUGUUUCCACAAGUACAGAUGUUAGAGUGCUUGUCAAGUUUCAAAGAAUAAACAAAAACCAAUCCACGUUUGAUAGAGAAGAA